CUUGUUUAAGAUCAAUUUAAAACUAGUGGUAUAUAGAGGAAAAUACAUCAUUUGUAAAUACGUUGUUGUUAUGCUCGGAAAUCUUGAAUUAUGGUUUCAAUUUGUUUUAUAUUUUCAGUGUAAAUAAAAAUGUUUGAGCUUUGCACGGUAUAAGACUAGUGUUGAUCUCAUGUGAAAAAAUCGAAACAAUGAAGGAUAUAUUCACCAUAGCAAUCACUUUGCUAUAUCUAGGUGGUUUGGUGAGCGGACAAUUGAGAAAUGAAUCGAAUGUUGAAUACAUAAACAAUGAAACUACAAUAACGACUUUCGACACUGAACAAACAUAUAGAUGGAUAAUAGAAUAUCCGAAUGGACCUUUUGUGAGGAUCGUCUUCACAAAUGUAUCACUGGAAAGUAAUCAGGAUUGCUCCGACAAACUACUCAUUAGUAAAACCCCUAACAACACAAGAUCGCAAACAAUUGAUCAUCGUUACAAUGGGAGAGUAUUUGUUGUUGAAACGAGUGAGACCUACUUGACCAUGACCUUCUUGCCAUGUCAAGUGCAAAGAAAGACGAUUAGGGGGUUUCGAGCAAUAAUUACAAAACAAGACGUUCCUGCUUGUGUUGCGAAAAGUUCUGUAGAGACGUGGAUGAAUGAACAUCAUAUAUGUAACAGACCGACGAUGAUGCUCACUUCAAUGUCGAUAUUAAACUUCCCAUUUCUGCACACAGAAGAAACAUGGGAGAUAAUUGUUGCUCGCCACCAUACUAUUCAAUUACAUUUUACUGACUUCUAUAUCGAAUGUUUCACGGGAGAAAGGUUUGCAAUCAAAGAGUACACGUCGGGUGAGGAAAAGACGUUUUGCAUAUCAGACAUUCAAAAUAUUGCUAUAAAAUCGAAGACAGAACACAUUGCUGUAAUAUACAAAAAUGACGAAUAUAUUUCGACAGUCAGAACGGAAGGGUUUCGGCUCCAGUAUUCAGCUGUAAACCAUUCAUUAGCAUAUAUCACAGAUAGGACGGACGUUUCACUGGGUAUGGUUGAACCAACUCGGAUGUUUGGAUAUUUUACAGCGUGUUCAGAAACCUAUAUGAGAUGUUACACAAUAUAUCCCUGGAAAGGACCUACAAACUGGGAUAAUGCAAACAAGCACUGCAAGACGAACAAUCUUCAGCUUGUUUCUGUACAGUCAAAAUACGAAAUGAAGUACAUUAACUAUGUUUUACGGGACUUCGUAUACAACAAUAAGUGGGUAUCGGAUACAGUGAAGAAUUAUACGGCACAUAUUGGCCUGAGAUACUACGAAAGAAAUGGAGAGAAGAAAUAUAUCUGGGAGAAUACUUCACCGGUUACAUUCUCUGCUUGGAGACAAGGACAUCCCAAAGCAGGCAAAGAAUGUACUCGAACAAACUUUCUAUUCUUUGAAGAAAAUACCUGGGAAUCCGAACAUUGUACGGAGGAAAAGGUUCUGUUUAUUGUGUGUAUGUCACCAAUUGCAGGCAAAGUGGAUACAAUCAUUUCAAGAAAAGCACGAGACGCAAUUCAAGACCAAAAUAAGGAAAACAUUAUUUAUUGACUUACAACUUAAAUUACGUGCCACAUUAUAUAGCGCCCAUGUUUUGAUUUCUUUUGAAAUAUUUGUCUUGACCUUCCUUUACUGUGAAAUUAUGUGUCAAUAUCUAAGGAAAAUGUGACUCGCUUGACAGUUUUGUUAAAUACGUGUAAAAUAGUGAUCCUUAGGAUCAAACGAGGCUGGCACCUUCUAGGGUAUCUCAUUUCAGUAUAAUUGGGUCAAAUGUCAAAUGAGUGCAUUUACAGAUAAACUAUGCCGUUGUACACUCGUUAUAUUUUAUCUAACAUCUAAAUUGCUUUAAGUAUUUGUCUGAACACUUUUAAUAUAUAUACUAGCGGAAAAAAGAAACUGUGCAUGGGUAUAAUAUGCUAUAACUUAGAAGGUUUACAAGAAAUCGCAAAAAAAAUUUAAACAUGGUUUUAUCUGACCUAUAUUUAACACCAGCUCAGUUGAUAUGGUUAUUGCAUCUGGAGCGUCUUGGAUAGAUAUCAGUUUUCAGAGACGUUCUCUAAACAAAGUUCAGCUCAUCAAUAUCGUGUAUGUCCACCCUUAGAAUCGAUACAUGCUUGGCAACGACGCCUCAGUGAUGCGACAAAUGUGCUGAAAAAUGCCUGGGGAAUACCAUUCCAGAUUCUUACUAGCGCACGUGACAGGUCAGGUAACGUCAACGGCUGAUUUUGGAGGCCACUUAAGCGACACUGCAUCUGAUCCCACACGUGUUCUAUAGGCGACAGAUCCGGUGACAUUGCAGGCCAGGGCAGCACAUUCACAUUGUUCUGGAUCAAGAAGUCGGUGACGACCCGCGCGCUGUGAGGGCGAGCGUUAUCAUGUUGCAGCGUGGCGUUACGUUGCUGCACAAAUAGAAGGACGUGAGGCCGUAUGAUUUCGUCACGGUAUCUGAUGCCUGUAAGUGUUCCGUCUAAAACCACAAGAAUUGUUCUGCCACGGGAUGAGAUGCCACCCCACACCAUGACACUACCUCCGCCGAAUGGACGUCGUUGAAUCACACAAAUGUCAUGGAAACAUUAACACCUAACACGGUACACUCUAGAACGACCAUCGCUGUUGUCGAGAUGAAACCUGGACUCAUCCGUGAAUAAAACAUGUGCCCAGUCCUGUUGCGGGAAGUGUAUGUGUCGUCUACACCAGGCAAAACGUGCUACACGGUGACGAUGCUGGAGAACAGGACCUAUGACUGGACGUCGUGGCCGUAUGCCUCGUUCACGCAAUUGAUUACGUACCGUUCAGGGACUAAUUUUUCUAAGGCCAGGAAUGCUUGUAGCCGUCAAAGUAGCAGUUCUGAGUCGUUCACGGAGAUGUACCACCCGGAUGUACGUAUCCUGGCGAUUAGACGCUAUGCGUGGACGUCCUGACCGAUGCCGGCCUCUAGUUGUCCCACACUGUUGGUACCGUCUCCACAAGGCGUCUACAGUAUUUCGGUGCACACCAAAUUGUCUGGCAACGUCAAUAUGACGUACACCAGCUUCAAUCAUACCUACGGCGCGGCAUCUGUCAGUUUCAUUCAACCUUGGCAUGGCGUAUCAAAGACGUUUUUCAAAAUUAUCCUGGUUUUGUGUCUUACAGGUAUCAACAUUAUGCUUUUACAUAGGUUUAGGCAACAAAAAAUUGACUGCUGUCCGAAAAAAAACAACGUGAAAACGAAGACAGUGGCCAGACAGACAAACUACUUGUGCAACUCAUGCACUGACCUGUGUAGAUGACCGAGAGGAAUACACAGCUUACCUGUGUAAAGUUUCAAGCUUUAAUUUAUAAAAUUGAGCGAUACAUGAACAUUUUACACAUGCACAGUUUCUUUUUUCCGCUAGUAUAAUAAAAAUUAUAACAAUAUUAAGAAAAAAUUCUAUGCAUAUUGACAUAUCUAAAUAAAGUCUAUUUAUCUGACAAGAGCAGUGGCAUCCGAUAGCAAAUUGUGUUCAUGUUUGACAUAUUUUCAUCCUUGUUUUUAUCUUUAUUUUUGGGUGAAAUGCAGAAAAAUAUUUGAUUCUGUCGUAUCAAAGGAUCAUUCAGUGUCAUCUUAGGGUCCCAUAAAUGUCAAAGGUUAAAACUGAACUUUAGUUAACGUACUUCCAACAUAUUAAAAACUUAUGUCUCUGUGUGUGUGACCGGGUUUAAGCUCCCCAGUGGUGUUUUUGCCACUGACCGUUCCAAGGCGGUGCCCCACUGUGUUCCUUUGUUUGUUCGUUUUGUCCUUGUGUGUUGACUUUGUGUGCGCGCGUGUGUGUAUGCUUAUUGUUCGUCUUGUCCUUAUGUGUUGGCUUUGAGUUGUGUGUGUGUGUGUGUUGUUCGUUUUGUCCUGAUGUGUAAGC
Molecule: messenger RNA, 3880 nt
Organism: Mercenaria mercenaria
Lineage: Eukaryota; Metazoa; Mollusca; Bivalvia; Venerida; Veneridae
Exons: 10
Coding region: 189-1556 (455 amino acids)
Source: RefSeq, a predicted model, not a curated record